Staurois parvus is the source of this 385-nucleotide messenger RNA. NCBI's taxonomy places the organism in Eukaryota, Metazoa, Chordata, Amphibia, Anura, Ranidae. The record is from the annotation of a GenBank genome assembly.
GACACAGCGGAUCACCGAUCAAUGGAAAGAGCCGAAGAUGUCGGCUCGGUCAUGUGAUCAGCUGUGUCCAAUCACAGCUGAUCACAUUAGUGCCACCUGUCAGUGUCCAUCAGUGCCAGCUGUCAGUGCUCAUCCACACCACCUGCCAGUGCCCAUCAGUGCCACAUCAGUGCCCAUCAGUGCCACAUCAAUGCCACAUAUCAGUGCCCAUCUGAGCUGCCUUUCAGUGUCACCCAUCAGUGCCAGUCAGUGCCACCUAUCAAUGCCAGUCAGUGCCACCUAUCAGUGCUGCCGAUCAGUGCCAGUCAGUGCCACUUAUCAGUGCCAUUCAGUGCCGCCUAUCAGUGUGCAUCAGUGCCGCCUAUCAGUGCCACCUAACAGUGCC